This is a messenger RNA of Alternaria incomplexa, 1491 nucleotides long. RefSeq lists its product as uncharacterized. Gene Ontology annotation, molecular function: mRNA binding; RNA 7-methylguanosine cap binding. Lineage: Eukaryota; Fungi; Ascomycota; Dothideomycetes; Pleosporales; Pleosporaceae. The record is from RefSeq and is a predicted model, not a curated record. Bases 1 to 1491 code for a protein of 496 amino acids. The transcript has 3 exons.
AUGGACGACACGGACAUGACUGAUGUCGCUUACGAUAUUGACAUUGAUGUAGGCGCAGACAUUGAACCGGUAGCACAGCCGUCGCAACCACAGCAGGUUGUCCAGGAGCCGGCCGAGCAAGAACAAAACAUACCCGCCGCCUACCUUGAGGACAUCAUUGUCCACGAAGCAUGGCCCGAAUCGCUCAACCUCCAGGGCGUGAGCGACUUUGACCCCAACGACCCCCUCUACUGGGCGAUGGAGCAUUGCCAGUCAGACCCGCGCGUUAAGCAACUACGCUGGGUAAACGACAACUCGGUCAACCUCGAAUUCUACAAUAAGGAAGACGCGACCGUCGCACUAGGCAUCCUCACUCACUCCGACGUAGGCGACACCAGCAACCUCUCACUACAAGAGCCCCGCACAGCGCAACCAUACUCAAAGAAGCCCAACAGUCGCCUCGUCAUCAGGCAGUCCAACGCUGGCGACCAGAAGCCGAAGGGCGCAGCGACCAAGAGCAACUACUAUCAACGCAACCCAGACGUGGCUGGCAACCAUCAGAGGGAGCCGCGACGGAACCAAAAACCGCAGAAAGACUAUCUCGAUUAUGGCGACGAGGAAAUGGGCUCCAGGGACCGAUCAAGACGGGGGUACAGCCGAGACCAGUCCAUGGGCGACUCAGGCGCUGACCGAAGGGGCCCGCGCCGGAACGGACGAGACAACCGUGAUGGCCGUGAUGGACGAGAAGUCCGAGGUCGCGGUGGCAGAGGAGGUCGUCAGCCCGCUGAUGGCAGACUCAGGAACGACGACGUUGAUUCCUACCGACCCGGCUCAAGAAGUCCACAAGAGCCACGCUUCGGCCGUCUACGAGGACGCAGCGCCUCCCCUGCCUCCGACGAAGAAGGCGACGGUCGCUUCGGAUUCACAGAGAACGAGACCCACGCGGGCCGCCGUCGGUACCGCAGCCGGAGUCGCAGCCGCAACAACACUCGCCGUCGCCGUGAACCCAGCAUGGAUCGCUGGACACACGACCGGGCAAACUAUGAUCGCGGCGGCCCUGCGAGUGGUGGACGUUGGCAGAAGGACUCUUUCCUUGACACUUCGCCAAUGGGCCAUAACCACCACCGGUCAAACGCCAUCGACGCAACAUACGGAUCAAACAAGUCACGAGGAGGGGAUUCGCUACUUUCUCGCAUGACCAAGAACGGACAGCCCGUGCUCCCGCAACAGAAGCGGUCGCUAGCCGAUAGGAUCACACGCGAUGAUGACGAUCCCGCUGAGUCGUUUGGUCGCCUCAAGGGUGACGACCGCGAUCCCUAUGUCACCGACUUCUCUGAGCCGUCACAGCCUCGACGAGGUCUCGCUGAUCGCAUCACACGCGAUGACGAUAUCAGCAUCCGUGGCCAAGGACGUGCACGCAGCCAGGAAGGAAUCAACAUCCGCGGAUCUGCUGAUCGGCGUGGCGGAGGAGGUGGUGGUAUCAACAUACGUGGUGUGGCGAGCGGUGCCUAG